Peromyscus californicus insignis is the source of this 6783-nucleotide messenger RNA. It is a transcript of the gene Opcml, whose product is annotated as opioid binding protein/cell adhesion molecule like. Gene Ontology annotation, cellular component: neuron projection. The coding region runs from base 500 to 1564 and encodes 354 amino acids. The transcript has 8 exons. The record is from RefSeq and is a predicted model, not a curated record. NCBI's taxonomy places the organism in Eukaryota, Metazoa, Chordata, Mammalia, Rodentia, Cricetidae.
GAUCUAAUAAAAACAUUUUCUCCUCUCCUUGAAGCAGGAGCUUUUUAUGACAUCUCCUUUCUGUCAGAGACACUUGCCUUCUUUGGGUUAUAAACUUUUGAUGCCAGACCUCUGCAGAACGCGCCCAACUGAAUCUUAAAGUAGCUUCACCGAGAGAGGCAGAGAACGCACAAUCUGUGACCUUCGUCCCUGCUCCUUCUUUCGUGUUCUCCCUCCCCGCGGGCUCCCUCCGCCCCAGGGAGCGUCGAGAAAGCUCAUUUUUGGAUGCAGGAGGGGGCAUCUGGUUCUGCUAGGCUGGAAAGCUGAGGCUGGAGCCGAGGAAGAAUUAUUAGGCUCCGGAGAGCCUGGACUCAGCCUCUCCUUCUCCCGCUCCCAGCUCCUGGCUUGCUCUCUCCCCCUCUCUUUUGCUUUUGCUCCACAACACUUCCGGCUGUUCUGAGAGGGCAGGGGACAAGGACCGUGCUGCUGCGGGAGUUCUGGGAAGUUGUGACUGACAAGGAUGGGGGUCUGUGGGUACCUGUUCCUGCCCUGGAAGUGCCUCGUGGUCGUGUCUCUCAGGCUGCUGUUCCUUGUACCCACAGGAGUGCCGGUGCGCAGCGGAGAUGCCACCUUUCCCAAAGCUAUGGACAACGUGACGGUCCGGCAGGGGGAGAGCGCCACCCUCAGGUGUACCAUAGAUGAUCGGGUCACCAGAGUAGCCUGGCUAAACCGCAGCACAAUCCUCUAUGCUGGGAACGACAAGUGGUCCAUAGACCCUCGAGUGAUCAUCUUGGUCAACACGCCUACCCAAUACAGCAUCAUGAUCCAGAAUGUGGAUGUAUAUGAUGAAGGUCCAUACACCUGCUCUGUGCAGACAGACAAUCACCCCAAAACCUCCCGGGUUCACCUCAUAGUGCAAGUUCCUCCCCAGAUAAUGAACAUCUCUUCAGACGUUACUGUGAAUGAAGGAAGCAGUGUGACUCUGUUAUGUCUUGCAAUCGGCAGACCAGAACCAACGGUAACCUGGAGACACCUGUCAGUCAAGGCAGGCCAGGGGUUUGUGAGCGAGGAUGAGUACCUGGAAAUCUCUGACAUCAAACGUGACCAGUCUGGGGAGUACGAGUGCAGCGCCUUGAACGAUGUUGCUGCUCCUGAUGUGCGGAAAGUAAAAAUCACUGUAAACUACCCUCCUUAUAUUUCAAAAGCCAAGAACACUGGUGUUUCAGUUGGUCAGAAGGGCAUCUUGAGCUGUGAAGCCUCUGCUGUCCCCAUGGCUGAAUUCCAGUGGUUCAAAGAAGAUACCAGGUUAGCCACUGGCCUGGAUGGAGUGAGGAUUGAGAACAAAGGCCGCAUAUCCACUUUGACUUUCUUCAAUGUCUCAGAGAAGGAUUAUGGGAACUAUACCUGUGUGGCCACAAAUAAGCUUGGGAACACCAAUGCCAGCAUCACACUGUAUGAAAUAAGCCCCUCAUCAGCAGUGGCAGGGCCUGGAGCAGUCAUUGAUGGUGUAAAUUCGGCCUCUAGAGCACUGGCUUGUCUCUGGCUCUCGGGGACCUUCUUUGCCCAUUUCUUCAUCAAGUUUUGAUAAGGAACCAUAGGUCCUCUGAGCAACGCCUGCUUCUCCAUAUCACACAGACUUUAAUCUACACUGUGGAGGGCAAACCAGUUUGGGCUUCUUUUUGUUUAUUUUUGUUUUUCUUGACUUUUGUUUGUUCGUUUUCUGGGAUUGAUUUUCAAAUUUGAUUUGAUUUUUCUCUUUUUUAGUUUGAAUGAGUGGGGUUGGGGGUUGGGGUGGGCAGGGGUCUACCAAGGGUAGGAUAAUCAUUCAUUGGUGUGCCCCCAAAUGGAAUCUGUUCCUGCUGCCUUGGCCUUCCUUUUCUCUACUUCUCUUCCCACAACCAUUAACACACACACACACACACACACACACACACACACACACACACACACACACAGAGGCAUUCCACAAAACUGCGCAAAAAGACUAUGUCCCAUGACAAACACCCUGAAGGUACAACUUGACUUACAAUGUAGUCCACAGUAAGAGUUGCAUCUACGUGUCCUAUUGUCUUUUGAGCUUUCAAUCAUUUCCCCAGUCAAAAGGGACAUAUCCUUAUCCCCAUACUUAUCAUCACCUAUUCCAUUAGGCUUCCCACUUUUUCUUUGUAAGAAACUCUCUCACUAUAUCCAUAGAUAUGCAUAUAACUACACCCACAUGUAAGAUUCUGCCAUCUUCUCUGGCCUUUCUGCUCUAGGCAUUUCUUCCACUACCUGUAAGAAUUACAGGCUUGAGACUACGCAUGCAGCCCACAACUAAACAUUUACAAGUCAAGUAACAAAAUGAGGGAAGUAUAUUAAUGCUAAUACUUCCCUUAAAUGCUGUCACAACUCAUGAAAAGGCGAUCAAUAGCUGGCUAAUUAUUUUAUCAAGCUAUCAAAGCAAUCAUACCAUUAUCCAGCUAUUCAAUUGAUUUAUCUCUCCAUCUAGUUCUAUCCACCUGUCUUUCUCUCACACAAUCCAUUUCCUCUAUUUAUCAUAACAUCAAUGUAAUUAUCUCACUGUUCUCUGUUUCUCUUCCCACUACUCACUAUCAGUUCCUCACUGUAUUAACCUCUGAUCAUGUAUGUCCAUGCCACUAUCUCCAUUUCUCCACCAUCAUCAAUAGACAUUGUCAUCUUCAAAUCUGCCUAGCAACUUCUUAUGUGAAAGCCAGUGAGCUCACAGGCUAACUACACAGACGAGCAAUUUCCUAUGCCGUGGAUCCUUGGGAAUGUGGAAACCCUUCCACCCAAAUUAAACAUUGGGAACAGAUGGACCAAAGUAGCAAUCUAAAGAUCAGUCCCUCACGAUUCCCAGAGAGACUGUUUCCUGAAGCGCCUUCUUGGGAAGCAGACGAGCCCUGGGGAAGCUUGAUUAUGCUGCAUCUCUCCUUCAACAGCUGGAAGAUCAAGGUACCAACCUCAUGCUGCUCUCAGUCUUUCAAGAAAAGUGCACGUCAGGAACUUGGAGGAACUUCUUGGUCGCUGGCUUUCAUUAGCAAAACGAACCUGAUGAGAACCACCUAUCUGUCCCUUCUUUGUAAAGAAAACAGUCCAUCAGCCGAGGUGUGAUAACUAUAGCUAAGCAUCUCCCUUCUGCUCCAGUUUUGAUUUGAAUUGUUUGAAAAUUAUCCAGCAAAGGGCUGAUGGAGGCCAAUUACGUGGUGCAUGUGUUGACAACUCUGGUAUUUGUUUCAGAAAGCUCUUCUAAGCUGAGGGCACUUGAGCUACUGACUUAAUUUCCAAGCACUUGAUUAACACAACAUGGCAAACAGGCAGGAAAUGUAAGUAAUACUGUUUCCCAGGCCCUUUCUCUAGCACGUUGGGGAUAAAUGUCCCCACAUUUCUGUGUUUGAAGCAGGCCUAGUGUACAAAGAAGAUCAAAUCCAGCCUCUCAGCACUGUCUCUUGGGAACAGAAGAACUCAGCCAACAAGGGAACCUGCAGUUCAAAUGAACAACGUUGAAGGCCACAAAGGGAUCUCUCUAGGGACUAGCUUACUGAGUGAGUUGAGAAGGAGUCCCAACCGUGACUUUCUCACAGACAUGUCCUGCCUCCCUCUGGGACCCUUUUCAGGUCCGCCUCUGAAAACUGAUAACUAUGGGUUCCAUUAGAGUUCAGUUCCUGUUAAGCUUCACUGAUCGCUCCAGUAUAAGUGUCCACUCUGUGCCACUAUGGCCAUAUAAAUACAAUACCCACAGUGGGUACAUAUAGACCUGUGUAUACAUAUUCGCAUAUACACAAAUGCAGGCUUCCUUGGCAUACAAAAGCUCGGCGCUGUCAUAAGAGAUAGAGCCGGGGUGAGCAAAAUUAAUACUCUACUUGCCAGCUGUAAACAGACAUCUGCAUUUCCUAGCGAGCUGCCAAGAAUGAGACUCUGAGAGCAUAAAUGAUGUGCCAAAAACCAGUCUAUUUAUUCCAACUUCCAGAGGCAAUCAGGAGCAGGCACGGAGUCAGAAUUACAGGUCGGAUAUAUGAAUUUCAGAUCUGUCACCGCACUCAGCACCUGGGAGUGGGUUGGUGUCAAGCAUUGUAUGAGACAUAAACGUGGCAUUUGAGUUUUCUAAUAAUCCUACAUUUGUUACUUUGGAGAAAAGGAAAAUGUGGAUGCCAUGGGAACUGAAAAGUGUUGGGUGAUCUGCUGCUUGAAAUGGACAAGCUGUAACCGUUCUUCACCACCUUGCACAAGCAGAUCAUCAGAACCCCAUUGAGUAUGGACUCAGGGUCACCCUGCAACUCUGCUGUGCCUAGUCUCACUGGAUACUAGAUGUGUCUCUGGUAGUUACCUUCUCCAUCCAAACUUCAGAAGGAAAAAACAUGCUCUAGCCAAUCCUCAUGUCUGGGAAAAAGAAAACCAAGAAGAAAUGACUCCAGGCAACUGGGUACCCGAUAUGAAAAUGACUUCUACAGAACAGACAUGCCCCAGCUCCUGUGUUAUCUGAGUGACCUUGGUGAGGAUGGCUCCAUGUGAUGGGAGCUGGUUCCCACACUUUGAAGCAAGCAGAACAGCAGCUGCUCGCUAAAAACAACAUACACACUUCCACAUGCCUUUCCGACUUUACACAUGAAGGGGGGAUGGAUCAGGCCUACUGGACAGAUUUGUUCAGCCUAUCAAGGGUGGGUGUGGGGGAGGGAUAAGGUUAGGAAAAAAGGAUCACAUUAGUCUGAGUAACUGGUAGAACAUUGUGGGUUUUCUAAGUGGAAACCACGUACAAUUUAUCAAGAGAUUAAGUAAAAGGAAUUCAGCAAAGGUAGUUAUCCUAAAACAUUUCCCCUUCCCAAAACAAUGCUAAUUUGUCCUACCACCAAAGUAACGCCAAUGAAAGUGCUAGUGUUAAUGGCUCUGGCCGAGCUUGUUUUUAAGUAGUUUAAUGUCAAGUGCCUGAUACAGUCAUCUGCAAGUUUAAUCAAGGGUGUUUAGAUUUUCUUUCUUGUUCUCAUUGGGAAGGGUGGGGAUGUAGUUGUCAAAACACAGAUAGCUCUGACCCAGAUAGCUCAAUACAUGGCUCUUCUGCUGUGGGCUACAAUUGUGUGCAGUUCAACAGAAGGAAAGAGAGGACUGUGUAUCACCCAGAUGACAGGAUCUUCAUCCUCGGAAGUUCAUACUGCUUUGGGAUGUUGUUCAUGGGUUGGGAAGUUGGUUUUCAAAAUCUGGUGUGGUUGGGGUCUCAAGGAGCUCCACCGCAGAGGCUGAGCUUUAAGAAUCUCUUUCUGCAUCCCUCUGGUCAACUUGUCCUCAGCAAAGAGGACGAGCAAAUUCUACCUAUCUUAGAAAGAAAGACCAAAAGAGCAGAAAAGCCCCAAAGUAGAUAGUUGAUCCCAGAUUGUUUAUCACGGCCACUGGAUCAAGAAUGGUUGAAGUUUAAUACUAUUGUUUGGGUUGAUGCUUUCGGGAGGGGCACAUGUUCUUAGUAGCCCAUAGAGCAAUUGCCAGCCCCAUAAGAGAUGGUGGAGGGGAAUAGCUUAUGAAGUUACGAGGGAGUAUCUGUCCCCAGUUUGAUCCUGAGUUUUCACCAGAAUAGGAAAAACAGUAUCUAGAAUCGGGAACCCUAAAGCUGUUCCUGUUAGAGCUAGAGGAAGCAGCAUAAUUACUAUUUCUAAUUUGGGGGCAAAAUGUAUUUUUCUCCAACAGCAAGAACAUUUGGGUUUUACUUGGCAUAAGUCUUACUCCUAGAAAUUCUCAUGUACAAUUGCUUCCCCCCUUAUUAUCCAGAGCUCCCCUCUCUUUCUUUCAAGACAAAUGCGUUUGAGUAGCUACGGCAACACUUCACAGGUGUUUAACUAGGAACGCAACAGUGUACAGGAUGCCGUAUGAUGAAAACUUCUAAUGACCACACACACACACAAAAGCAAACAAAUAAAAAUGCCAGGCUCAUUUCCCCCAUUUCUUACAUAAGAGAAGAGAAGUAAAUGGAAGGAAGAAGAAAUAGAUUUGCAAUUAAAAAUGUGACAAAGAGAUAAAGCUGAACCAGUGCAAUUUAGCCUUCAGGUGCAGAACGUGGAGCCCAAAAGAACGUAGAGUGGACUUAAUUAGAUGCAAUUGUCUUCACAGUGAAAGUAGUCAGCAAAAACCAAUUUCCAGCAUUUUGGAAGAGACUUCCCGCACCCCCUUCCCCUGAGUGGUGCCCUUUUAAGGCACAUGGUUGUUUCACACCACUAGGUGGAGAAAGAAAGAUUGGGAGCCUCUACUAUCCUUGUGGGGCUUCAUACCAGGUUAUUUGGCAGAGUUUCAGAGUCUCAAUCAUAACAAUGGUAAGUAAUAAUAGCUGCCCUUGUGUUAGUGAAGAGGAACAUUUUUAAUCAUUCAGAAAUUCUUGUGACAUGUAAAGUGCAAUUGUGAGGAAUGUGUGGGUGUACGAAAAUGUAUCUGUCAAGUUCAGAGUCCUCUAGAUUAAAAAAAAAAACUUAUAUGAUUAUCAAUGGUGCCAUUAAUAGCUGUGUUGGACAAUGGAUGUGCCCAUUUUCACCAUUAUUCUUAAAACAAAUCUAUGUACUGAUGCUUUAAAAGUUUAUCACAUGAUACAAGAAUAUGAUUUUGUCAGCCUUUAAAACUUCCCUUUUUUUUCCUUUUGCAUUCUUUCUUAUUUUUUUUCCUUCAAAAAUCAAUGAAGACUUGAUUUCUGUCAACCAUUGUAUUGAGGGUGAAUAUACUACCUGGAUUUUGUGCAUGUUACAUUGUAGCUGUAACCUUUUCUAAUUCAGGAUGAACACAAGACGGUUGUGAUUGUGCAGUGUAUCAAUAAAGUUUGAAGACAUUUGUAACUUU